CCUUUUGAUUUGGUUUGUUUCAGUUAAUGCUGUCGUGGCUGGAGAGAUAUCUCCAUUUGCAGAAUCGUUUUCUUUGCCUCGUGUAGAAGACUAUUGAGACGAUUCUUGCUGGUUCCUUGCAUGAGGUGUUCUUGGUUCAUCUUUAGAUUCUCUUUCUUUCUUCCGCCGAUAUUACGUGUGAAUUUGUGGUUUCCGUUUCCUUUGUUCUUCUGAGGUGCAGUAAUCUUGAAUCAAAUGAGUAAUUGAGAAGCUGGCAGCUCUAAUCCUAGUCGAAUCCAAUUAAUUCCUCACGCGUCAGAAUGGACAGUUCUUGAUAGCACUAGGCAAUCAGUCCCGUCCCCGGUAGGCGAUAGCGGGUGCCCAUGGUGAUGGAGAUGGGGGGAUCGAGGGAGUCGUUCUUGCCGCUGCGGUGGGAGAGCACCGGCGACCAGUGGUGGUACGCGACGCCCAUCGACUGGGCGGCGGCGAGCGGCCACUAUGACGUCGUCCGGGAGCUCCUCCGCCUCGACGCCAACCUCCUCGUCAAGCUCACCUCCCUCCGCCGCAUCCGCCGCCUCGAGGCCGUCUGGGACGACGAUGCGCGCCUCACCGACGCCGCCAGGAACCGCGCGGCCGUCGCCCACCGCCUGCUCCUCGACUGCGAGCCCGAGGAGCCCCGCGGUGGCGCCAACAGGCUCGUCCGGGCGGGGUACGGCGGGUGGCUGCUCUACACGGUGGCCGCGGCCGGGGACGCCGGGUUCGUGCGGGAGUUGCUCGGGGCGCAGCCGCUGCUGGUGUUCGGCGAGGGGGAGUACGGCGUCACCGACAUCCUGUACGCCGCGGCGAGGAGCGGGUGCCCGGAGGUGUUCCGGAUGCUGCUCGACGCGGUGCUGUCUCCAGCGUCGUGGUCGUGCCCGACUGUUGAACACCAAGACGGUGAGGAAUUUAGGCGCGAGGUGAUGAACCGCGCUGUGCACGCCGCGGCGAGGGGAGGCAGCCUGGAGGUGCUCAGGGAGCUUCUGCGCGGGUGCUCCGACGCCGCAGUGUACCGGGACGCGCAGGGAUCGACGAUCUUGCACGCUGCGGCCGCAAGGGGACAAGUUGAGGUUGUUAAGGAUCUCAUUGCAUCUUUCGAUAUAGUCAACUCCAUAGAUGAUCAAGGGAAUACAGCAUUGCAUAUAGCAGCCUUUCGAGGCCAUCUGCCUGUGGUCGAGGCCCUCAUUACUGCAUCAUCAUCUCUAAUAUCAGCUACAAAUGAAGCUGGUGACACGUUCCUUCAUAUGGCAUUGACUAGCUUUGGGACGCCUGGAUUCCGAAGGCUCGAUCGUCAGAUAGAGCUUGUGAGGCAAUUAGUCGGUGCAACGAUUAUGGAUGUCAGCAGCAUUAUCAAUGCACAGAAUGACGACGGAAGAACAGUUCUUCACUUAGCUGUGGUUGGCAAUCUGCACUCAAACCUGGUUGAGCUCUUGAUGACUGCAGCAUCUAUCGACCUCAACGUCCGCGACAACGAUGGCAUGACUCCUCUAGAUUUACUCAGGAAACAGCCGCAGACGGCAUCAUCUGAAAUACUCAUCAAGCAGCUUAUUUUGGCUGGUGGAAUCACAAACUCAAGGGACCGUGAGGUCAGGUCUACUAUCGCUUCUCAGCUGAAGAUGCACUGCAUUGUAGGAAGCCCAGGGACAUCUUUCAAGAUUUCAGAUGCUGAAAUUUUCCUCCAUGCAGGAAUUGAUGUGUCAGGCAUCAGCGAAAGAAUAGCAUCGUUUUCUAGCGUAGGCAAUGGUGUUACUGAAACGCAUGAGCGUAAACUGAAGAAGCUGAAUUCUUUUCAAGAUGCAGCUAAACAUCUCAAAGUCAUAUUCAGAUGGCCUCGCCAGAAGGAGAAGAAAUCAGGUGGAGGCCGGACGGACUUGGAUGAUGAUGCGUUGUCAGUGAACUCUGUCAAGAGCUGGAGCCACACAGAGACUCCGACACCGCUGAGGCAAAGGUAUUCCAGGGUCAGCUCCCUGUUCAACAACAAGAGGACCUUCGCAGCCAAGAGUUCGCCAAGUUCAGCAGGGAAGAAGAGUGGAGUGAUAGAGCCUGAAUCUCCGUCUGCUUCUGCCUCUUGGUCAUCAUCAUCAUUGGUUGAUAAGAUUGAAGCAAUCCAUUUGGACAAAGAGCAGACAUCUCCUAGUGCCAGUGGGUUGAUCAGGCAUACACCUAAGAAAUAUGGAUCUCUGAACAGUAGACUUAUGAACCAGUCCUUGUGUCUCGGAGCACAAGGUUUCAGUGUCGAGGACUCGACCUCGGGGCAGCGGUCGAAUCGGAUAUUCAGACGAUCGCAUUUGUCAGUAGCCUGAUUACAUCAGUUAGCAGAUGGGUGCCAGAAUUGACACGGCUUGUUCCCUUUUGACAUCACUUAUUACAACGUCUCUGAUACUAGAUACGUGUUUAUUGAGUUUACUUUGUGUUUAUGUAUGUAACUAUUACUGAGUUGUACUAAUGUCACGCGCUUACCAUGCAAGUGUAACGUUUUGAUGGCACAUGAAAGUAAAUGAAGGCGUAAUAACGAAGUAAUUUGAUUUUGGCAUA
Phragmites australis (common reed) is the source of this 2550-nucleotide messenger RNA. RefSeq lists its product as uncharacterized. Gene Ontology annotation, cellular component: plasma membrane. NCBI's taxonomy places the organism in Eukaryota, Viridiplantae, Streptophyta, Magnoliopsida, Poales, Poaceae. Gene Ontology annotation, molecular function: protein phosphatase 1 binding; protein phosphatase regulator activity. Bases 363 to 2318 code for a protein of 651 amino acids. The record is from RefSeq and is a predicted model, not a curated record. The transcript has 3 exons.